AUUUACAUUUGCUUUUAUUUCAGAAAAUAUGAAUUCUGAAACUGUGAGUAACCUUGUUACUACUGGAGUUGGUUCUGAGGCUGCUCCGGUCGAGGUUGAUGAACCUAGUUCGAAAAGGCUGAGACCAGCAACAUCCGAUGUUUGGAAUUUUUUCAAAAAGCUCGGUCCAGAUAAGGAUGGAGUAGAACGUGCUGAGUGUAAAGGAUGCAAUAAUGUGUUUAAAGCUGGAGGUAAGCAAUAUGGCACUUCUACUAUAAAAUGACAUCUUGAUAGUUGUACUCAAAUUAAGCAUGAAGAUAUUGGUCAGACUAUAGCAUAAUUGCAACUUAAAAUGGGUUCACUUAAGAUUGAUUCAGGAGUGGCUAGAGAUAUGUUUGCUUCUUAUGUAGUUGCUGGGGAUAAGCCUUUUAAUAUGGUUGAUGAUAGGAGAUUUAGAAAUUGGGUGAAAUAUAUUAGUUCAACUUUGAAACUUCCUUCUAGGAAUACGGUUAAGGCUGACAUAGUGAAAGUUCACAAGAGAGAAGCUGUGAAACUUAAAAAAAAUUUAGUUUCCAUUCCAAAUAGAAUUUGCUUAACAUCUGAUCUUUGGACAUCCAGUACCAAUGAGGUGUUUAUAUGUUUGAAUGCACAUUUUGUUGAUGAGAACUGGAAAUUACAGAGUAAACUUCUCAAUUUUUGUCAUAUGCCUCCUCCUCACACAGGAUUUGAGUUGUCUUCUAAAAUCUUUACGCUUUUGACUGAGUGGAAAAUUGAUAAAAAGAUUUUUUCCAUUACUUUGGAUAAUGCUUCUUCUAAUGAUACUUGUGUUGAACACUUGAAAAGUACUUUGGAUGUGCAUGGUUCAUUGUUGUGUGGUAGUGAAUUCUUUCAUGUUCGUUGCUCUGCUCAUAUUUUAAAUCUUAUUAUCCAAGAUGGAAUGAAAAUAUGUGGUGAUGCAGUUCAUAAGAUUAGAGAUUCUAUUAAGUAUCUGAGAAAAUCUGAAAGUCGAAUGGUUAAGUUUAAAGAAUGUUUUGAAGAUAUUGAGGGACUUGAGUAUACGACUGCAUUAUGUUUAGAUGUUCCUACUAGGUGGAAUUUACUUUAUGCAAUGCUUGCAAGUGCUAUUCCUUAUAAGAAAGCUUUUGAAAUGUAUAAAGUAAAAGAAGCUGGAUUUAGGGAGUAUUGUCCUUCAUCAGAUGAGUGGAGAAGAACUGAAAAGAUAUGUGAUUUCUUGUUACCAUUUUACGAAACUACCAAGUUGAUGUCUGGAACUUCUUACCCAACAUCCAACUUGUAUUUUUUACAAGUUUGGCAAAUCCAGCUUAUUUUAAUGAAUAGUUUGAAGAAUGAUGAAGUGCUUAGAAGGAACAUGGGAGAAAAAAUGAUGAUUAAGUUCAAGAAAUAUUGGGAGGAAUACAGUGUUGUUCUUGCAUUUGGGGUAGUUCUUGAUCCUAUAUUUAAACUCAACACUUUGGUUCAUUGCUAUAAUGAGAUUGAUCCUAUUAGUGCUAAAGAUAAAGUGGAGCAUGUGAAGAGUAAGUUAUACAAGCUCUUUGAGGUUUAUGACCAUAAUUCCUCUACAACUGUAGAGAGUUCUUCCCAACUUUCAAGUAAUUUUUCUCAAGCAACAUCUUCUGCAAUUGGAACUCAGCUUAUUAAAAUUGUUGGUGAUUUGAUGUCCCGUAAUCAAGAAGCUGAAGUGAAAAGUGGAAAGAACCAACUUGAUAUUUAUUUGAGUGAGGCAACAUUAUUUUGCAAUGGUGAAAAGACAACCAUCAUCGUUUUCCAACACUAUCACUAAUGGCAUGACAUUUGUUGAGCAUUCCUAUUACUACCGUGGCUUCAGAAUCUGCAUUUAGCAUGGGUUCUCAUGUUUUGAAUAAGUAUAGAAGUCGUUUGUUGCCAGAUAAUGUUGAAGCGGUGAUUUGCACCAGAAAUUGGAUACGUGGAUAUGAUGAUUUUGAGGAAGAUAAAGAUGAGGAAGAUAUUACAAAAGGAGAA
Arachis ipaensis is the source of this 1980-nucleotide messenger RNA. The record is from RefSeq and is a predicted model, not a curated record. NCBI's taxonomy places the organism in Eukaryota, Viridiplantae, Streptophyta, Magnoliopsida, Fabales, Fabaceae.